This is a messenger RNA of Daldinia caldariorum, 2518 nucleotides long. RefSeq names its product putative vanilly-alcohol oxidase. Lineage: Eukaryota; Fungi; Ascomycota; Sordariomycetes; Xylariales; Hypoxylaceae. Bases 624 to 2438 code for a protein of 604 amino acids. Gene Ontology annotation, cellular component: mitochondrion. Gene Ontology annotation, biological process: lactate catabolic process. The record is from RefSeq and is a predicted model, not a curated record. Gene Ontology annotation, molecular function: D-lactate dehydrogenase (NAD+) activity; FAD binding; D-lactate dehydrogenase (cytochrome) activity. The transcript has a single exon.
GCUUUCCAGUUGGGAUGAUUCUUUUGCUGAUUAUUGAUAUACGGUAUAUUUUCCGCUUACGAGACCAAGGCCGAGGUUUGGACAGAACGGGAUGAUAGCUAUAUGUGUUGCCUUAUUAGGUAUGGCAGAUAUUUAGAUAUAUUUGUACCACGAGCCAUUGUAUACGAAAUACCUUGUAUGCGCUGGUUACUUAUGUGAUACGGAUCUGAUAUGUUGAGUAAUUUAGAAAAUUUUGAUAUAGUUCGAGACCUUAUAUCUUUGGAUAAUGACUGAUGGAACCAUCAACAGCAUGAACAUUCCACAACACAAGAUCGAGUUUGUGCGUCGAGACUAAUAACCGAACAUCGUACAGACCGGAGAAAAGACCGUUGCUAAUCCUAGAAGUGUUAAGAAAUGUACAGGAUGCAGCGACAGAUCUGCCGAGGGUUCCCCCGAUUCCAACCCCCCCCUACGUCCUCCCACGGUGCCGCUUCUUGUUGGAGAACUGGUAACGUGGAUGCGGUGCGGAGUCUGGAGAAGCUCCGAAUAAGAGGAUGGGAUGUUCGCAAUCAGUCGAUAUGUCAACUUUACCGAGCUCCCGGGAACCAGAAGAGGACUCUGAUUUGAUUUGAAGGGAGCUUAUUAUGGCUACGCAGGCUGCCUCAGGGAUAAUCCCCUCGAUACAGGAGAAAUAUAGCGGCGUGCCAGUGCGACUGAAGCAAGAAGCUCAAACUGCACGAGAUCGCCUGCUAUCGAAUCGCACGCUACCGGUUAGCCGCCCGAGGAAGAAUCCGGUACGCCUUCCGCCGGACGUGUCUCUGGAGGAUUUUGAAGCAGCUAUCAAAGAGCUGAGAGGGGCGAUAGGAGACGAAAAUGUCGAAGUGAAUGAUAAACCGUUGGUAGAUGGAUGGUAUAUGCAGCAUCCGAAUACCCACGAUGCUUUCCACAUCACGGAUCAGGAGGAGCUUGUAAGCAGCGCGGUCGUGUAUCCUGGGUCGACGGAGGAAGUCCAGACUACGGUGCGAUGGGCCAAUAAGUUCGGCAUUCCGAUUUACCCCAUCUCCAUCGGCAGAAACCUGGGUUACGGCGGUGCUGCGCCCCGGAUCCCGGGAGGCGUAGUUGUUGACCUCGGCAAACGGAUGCAUGCGAUUCUAAAUAUCGAUGCCGAGAAUGCGAGCUGCCUCGUCGAACCUGGAGUCACGUACUUCCGGCUCUACGAGGAAAUCCAAAACAGGAAACUCCCGUUAUGGAUCGAUACACCUGAUCUGGGCGGUGGUAGCGUGUUGGGCAAUGCGAUUGAUCGCGGAGUUGGAUAUACGCCAUACGGCGAUCAUUUCGCGAAUCGCUGCGGUAUGGAAGUCGUCUUGCCUAACGGCGAGUUAUUGCGUACUGGCAUGGGCGCUCUGCCCGGUCCAGAGGGGGCAGACAAUCCUACAUGGCAGUCAUUCCAACAUGCCUUCGGCCCAUCGAUCGACGGCAUAUUCUCGCAGAGUAACUUCGGCAUCGUUACUAAGAUGGGAAUGCAGUUGAUGCCGGAGACGGAACAUCAGUCUUACUGCUUCACAUUCCCGCGCGAUGGCGACUUCGAGCAAAUCGUUGACCUUAUCCGGCCGUUGGCGCAGAAGGGAAUAUUGGGGAACAUCCCGCAACUGCGCCAUGUAAUCCAGGAACUCAACGUUACCGGCCGACGAAAAUCGGACUUUCACGAUGGUUCGGGCCCCAUGACACGCGAAGAGGUCCGAGCUGCGGCUGAGAAGUUGCCCUUGGGUGACUGCUCCUGGGUCUUCUACGGCACGCAAUAUGGACCGUCUGCAUCCAUUGCGGCACAGCUAGAAGUUAUCAAGACGGCGUUUUUCAAGAUUCCCGGCUCGAAGUUCUUCUUACCCUCUGAUCUUCCAUCUGACCACUACUUACACGACCGCUCGUUAGUUUGCAGUGGCAUUCCUGUCCUCCGCGAGCUCGACUGGCUAAAUUGGCUACCGAAUAGCGGACAUCUAUUCUUCAGCCCCAUAGCCCCGACGCGUGGUAAGGACGCACGCACUAUCCACGAGAUAAUCGUCAAGGCGCAUGAACGUCACGGUUUCGACCUGUUUCCUACGCUCUGCGUGGCAGGUCGCGAGAUCCAUUACAUCACGAACAUCAUAUACGACAGGGCCGACGCGGACAUGAAAGCUUCCGCGGUCAAGCUCAUGAGAGAGAUGAUCAAGGAAUGCGCGGACAAGGGGUUCGGCGAGUAUCGCACGCACCUUCUUUUCGCCGAUCAAGUAGCCGGGACCUAUAGUUGGAAUAACUCGGCGUUUAUGCGCUUCAAUGAGACGAUUAAGGAUGUGUUGGACCCGAAUGGGAUUUUGGCCCCGGGUCGCAACGGAAUCUGGCCGAAGAGAUUUAGAGGAAAAGGAUGGGAAUUGAAGGCUGAUGAUACUGAUCUGUCAUCGAUUGGGCCGCGCCCCGAGAAAUAGCAAUACCAAUAAGUAGUAAUUAACUCUAGCAAAAAGUAACAGAUAGGGGUAUCAAUUACUCGCCUGCAAUAUUCGAUCGU